AUGUUUCUCCACUCUUUGGAACACCUCACACCCACACAUAAAUUGAAACGAUCACUCCUUCAAUCAUCAUCGGAUGAGAAUCCAAACUCCAUUGUGCCUAAUAAUGCCAUCAUCAUUCUGAAUGGUACUUUUAAUCCUAUUCAUAAUAAUCAUUUAUUACUCUUGGAAGAUGCUCGGAACUAUUUAAUGAACGAAUUGAAUAUGAAUGUAUUGGGAGGAUUCAUUACGUUACGAGCGGAUUGUAGCGUUAAAAAGAAGUGUCAAGGAAUUACUGGAAAUAUUCAUGAAUUUGUUUCUGCAGUGCAUCGGAUCAAAAUGUGUCAAUUAACAGUUGAGAACUCGGAUUGGAUUGCAGUCGAUGAAUAUCAAGCCUUGCAAGAUCAUCAAAUUAAUUUUAAACAAGGCCAACAGCAAUUUUGGAGAGUAUUAAAAUCAUUCUAUGGAGAAAAUUGUCAACAAUCUAUUAAAGUGUUUAAUGUGAUUGGAGUGGAUAAUUUGCAAAAGUGUGGAAAACAUAUUUGUGAAAAUUUGAUUUGUGUGGUGAAUAGAGAAUGUCUUGAAUUUAAUUUGGAACAAUGGAGAAAUGAAUUCGGGUAUCGUCGGAAAGUGAUUAUUGUGAAUGCUUCCAUCAUGAAACCCAUUAGCUCCACAAUGAUUAGAAAAAAGUUCAAGAACGGAGAAACAAUAUCCUCGGAGGAAAUGCCACAAAGCGUUCUGAAUUAUCAUUUAGAGAAUGGUAUUGAUUAUAAACACUCACUAGUCCCACAAGUAGAUGAGGAUCAAGAUAUUGAUGUGUUUGAAAAAAUUCUAUCCCAUUGUUUGCAGACAAAUUUACCAUACAUUCCAUUUCAAGAAUUACAAUUAGAAGAGAAAAACAAAGACAUUCUACUUGGAAAAGGUGUCAAAGGAGAGGUAGUUCCAAUGAUCUACAAAUCUAAAAAAGUCGCUGUCAAACGUGUGAAUUUAUCCAAGAAGCAUGAACACAAAUUUGGAUUCAAACAAGCACUGAAUCAUUUUUUAAUGGAACUGGAACUACUUGCAUCCCUUAAAGGUCAUGAAAAUGUUGCCGAGUGUUAUGGAAUCUCCCUCGAUGGAGAAUAUGGUUGUUAUAUUUUAGAGUUUUGUGAUUUUCAAUUACAGGAAUAUCCGUCACAACAUUUUCCUCUCACUACUGAGCAAUGUCGAUCCAUCGUUCUUGACGUGGCUCAAGGUAUGAAAUUUAUUCAUGACAACAACAUUCUUCACAGAGAUUUAUCUUUGCAGAAUAUCAUGCUUUGUAAAGUAGCAACAGACAAUCAAAAAACUCCAACAUUUAAGGCCAAAGUGAUUGAUUUUAGUGUCAGUAAGAAAGUGGAUUGGAAAGUUCAACCACCUCGUGGAUCUAUGAGACGAUACGCUCCAGAGGCUAUUCAGAACAGCUCUGAUUAUUCCUUCGCAAGUGAUGUCUACAUGUUUGGAAAUGUUGUGUAUGAAUUAACACAUGGUCAUGUCGUGUUUAGGAAUCAUGGUAAAGUCUCUGAUGUUUGUCAACUUGUCAUGAGAGGAGAAAGACCUGAAAUUUCAAAGAACAAGACCAACAAUGAUGUCAUUCUUCAAAUCAUGACACAAUGUUGGAAUCAUGACCCUUCCAAACGACCCUCUUUUAGUGACAUUAUUGAAUGGAUCAUGUCGAGAGUGGAUUAA
Naegleria fowleri is the source of this 1683-nucleotide messenger RNA. RefSeq lists its product as uncharacterized. Gene Ontology annotation, biological process: protein phosphorylation; signal transduction; biosynthetic process. Lineage: Eukaryota; Heterolobosea; Eutetramitea; Acrasida; Naegleriidae. Gene Ontology annotation, molecular function: ATP binding; protein kinase activity. Gene Ontology annotation, cellular component: cytoplasm. The record is from RefSeq and is a predicted model, not a curated record. The transcript has a single exon. Bases 1 to 1683 code for a protein of 560 amino acids.